GUACUCAACAUUCCUCCGGAGAUGUGUGACGGCAUCUUCUCGGUGUUGAGCGCUAUCUUAUGGUUAGGAAACCUUCAGUUUGAGGACCAUUUGGACGGAGAGCGCUGUAAAUUGAGUCCCGACGAUGAGAUGGUGAUCGCGACGGUGGCUACCCUUCUGGGUGUCGACGCUUUUAAGCUAACUCUGGCCACACUUCAGCGUCAGAUUAAUGUGAGGGGAACUGUGACUGACAUACCCUUUAAACUACACGAGGCCCGGGAGAACCGACACGCAAUGGCCAAAGCUCUCUACUCGCGCACAUUCGCAUGGAUUGUCAGUUACAUCAACACGUGCACUAACCCGGGCCAAGACAGCGACCGCUUCCUCGGUGUACUCGACAUCUUCGGCUUCGAGAACUUCGAUGUCAACAGUUUUGAACAGUUGUGCAUCAAUUAUGCCAACGAAAAACUGCACCGAUUUUUCAAUCACUAUGUCUUUGCCUUAGAGCAAGAGAUCGUAAGAAUAUAUAGACAGGAAGGCAUCUCCUUUUCGCACAUCAACUUCACGGACAACACCCCGUGUCUGGAACUGCUGGAAAAGCCGCCCAAAUGUGUCAUACGUUUGUUGACAGAGGAAUGUCGUAUACCUAAGGGAACGGACACCACAUAUGUUAAUAAACUUCACUCAGAGUUCGAGUCACACGUCAACUAUAUUCGCGGUGAGGAUAGGAGACGCUGGGAAAUGGAGUUUGGGAUCAAACACUACGCCGGGGAUGUGGUCUAUAAUAUCACCGGUUUCCUCGAGAAGAACAAAGACGUACAACAGGACCAGCUCUUUGAUCUGAUGCACGACUCGUCCAAUAUCUUUGUCAAAGAUUUAGUCAAAUUUCAGGUAUUUAUUUGGUAUUGGAGUUACCAAAUGACAGCUGAAGAUCUGUUGAGCGUAACAGCCAGUCGUGUGGCGAAUACGACAUACGCGUCAGUCAAUAGGCCCGAGGGGUCAACCAAAACAAGUAAGGGUCGGCCAACAGUCGGCGAUGCAUUCAGAUUCCAGUUGACAGCACUGGUAGAUCUGUUGCACUCAACCAAUCCGUGGUACGUGCGGUGCAUCAAACCAAAUAUGGUAAAGGCGCCCAACUUUUACGAUGAACAACAAGUCCAGACACAACUCCAAUACCUGGGAAUGCUGGACAUCAUUCGCAUCCGACGGGAGGGCUUUCCCAUUCAUUUUCCUAUCAGUCAAUUUGUGUUGAGAUACCGGUGUUUAGUAAUGAAGACGGCGCGCAUAACAGGCCUCCAGUCGGACGCGGCGGCGAAGAUACUGAUGACCCUGAAGAUGGCAAAGACCGAGUGGCAAAUCGGAAAAAACAAAGUAUUUCUGCGCUCAACAGUACACGAGCCGCUCGAAGAGCACCGAAAGCUACUGUUCCAUAGGAUGGCUGUUGUCAUACAGACACGAAUGAAAGGCUAUUUCCAGAGACAGGCCUACUUGAAGCUCAAGAGCUGUGUGACGAUCAUUCAGCUGCACUUUAAGGGACACCGGGAGCGGCUCCGGUAUGUUCGCAUGAAGCGGGCGGCCAUUACUGUGCAGGCGUUCGUGAGGGGAAUGUUCGCCAGAGAAGUGGCCGCAGCCAUGAAACAGAUGAGACGAGUGGAGGAGGAGAUGAGACGCAAAGAGCAGGAGGAGAGUGAGCGCCGACAGCUCGACGAGCAGAGGAGGUUGGCUCAGAUGCAACACAAUAGUGAUCCGCUCACUGGUGACCAACAGAAUGCAAACGGCGUUGAAGUCAACGAAUCGCUUCUUUUAGCGCAAAAAGAGGUGCAAAAUAUCGCCAAACUUAUUGAACAAAACGGAUUACUGCAACGAACGGCGCUCGACGGGUCCGACCCCAACCAUACGCCCCAGUCUUACGCCGAUUUGGAGCAAAUGUUUUCCUUCUUAACCGAAAUACAAGAGUCAAAAACAGAUGAAGUAAUCGAAGAUAUCAGCCAACAGUUCGACCAAUUGAUACAACGAACGGAAACCCAGAUGAAUGAACUCAACCAACAGAUCUCGGAGAUGCCCAUCAGAAUCGAGACCUCUCCGAGUCCGCUGCCGGCGCCCAACGGCUCCGACAUGUUGUCGGACACGAUAGAGACGGUGUCGCCAUCACCGCUGCCAUCGCCCGUUCCCGACAGACAGAGCCGGGAGGCGGACAGUAUGAUCAGUGCCACGGAAUCGGAACGUUCGCCACUCUAUACACCACUACAGCCCACGGAAAGGAGCUAUUCGUUUGAAUUCCAGGACGAGGACGAGAACCAGAGUUUUGUCGUCCAAAACAACAUCAAUAAUAUUAAGCGAAGUAAUGGACCCCAGAGUGAGGACUCGGACCAGAAUAUUGUGACCGAAAAGAUGAACGGAUGGUCAGAGAGUAAGAUAUCGGCUCCGCCGACGCCUAUCAACAACGGCUCAACCAUUCCGUCGGACAACAAAUUAGUGAAACAACAGAUUAUAGCNAUGUUAGGGCUGAACAUCGACGGAAACCUUAAACCCGAGGCGGAGGCACGACUCAUACAGACUGUCAUCGGACACGGCAUUGAACGCGAAGAGCUUCGGGACGAGAUAUUCGUUCAGUUGGUCCGCCAGUCAAAUGGCAAUCCAUCGCGCGAUGACACCAUAAGGGUGUGGAUGAUGUUAGGGCUGACCACCGCCGCCUUCCAGCCCAGCAAAGUCUUCUCCAAAUACUUCUUAAGUUAUCUGCGAAAGCAUUUGCGCAAAGAGGCGUCCAUUUCGUGUUACGCCCAGUUCUGUAUCGAUAACCUCCAGUCCCCCAAAGCCCACAUCCGACGUAUGCCGCCGUCGACUCUGGAGAUCAACGCUGUCCGCACUCUCAGUAGUCUCGUCUGUCGGUUCUACUUCUUGGACGGACGCACCAAAGCCAUAGACAUACACCCGUGCGAUACGGCCAACGACGCCAUGACCUGUCUGUCCAACAAAAUAGGUCUGCGCUGUUUGGAUGGUUGGGCGCUCUACGAGCUGACCCCCGAGUACGAGCGAGUGAUCAAAGGACACGACUUUAUCGCCGAUAUCAUCACUAAUUGGGAAAUGUUUCAGAAGAACAGCACUUAUGGGACGACGAAACCGGCGGCCAAACAGAGCCUGACGUUAGGCGCCGGCGACUGUAGGUUUGUGUUCAAGAAAAGGCUGUUUAAAAACACGUGUGAAAUACCGCACGACCCCGUGGAGGUGAACCUACUGUACGCACAGGCGGUGCACAGUGUCGUCAAAAAGGAUGAGUUCCCGGCCAGUGAGCGGAUAGCCCUGCAGUUGGCUGGCCUUCAGGCGCAGGUAUCGCUGGGAGAGUACGCCGACGGAAGGAUCGCCAGCUAUGAAGACGUCGAGAAUUACAUCUGUUUUCGGAUCCGAAAAGCUGUCGGAUAUACGAAGAUGGAAUGGGCCGUCAAAAUAGCCGACGCCCACAGGAUGUACGGCAAAGGAAAGGCUGAUUUGAUCGCUAAAGUGUGGUAUCUCUCUGUGGUCAUGCAAUACCCGACAUACGGUGCAACUCUAUUCCACGUGACAUAUAAGGGAUACCUGUCCUACGGCCACAAUCUGGUGCUUGGAGUGAACUCCGAGGGAAUACUGAUCACAAACCCGGCGGAUAAGUCCAUACUUAACGCCUUCCGAUACUGUGAUAUCGAGUCGUUGACCGUAUUUCCCACCGAAAACCUCUUAUCCAUAAAACUCAUCAAAACAUUAGCCGAUAAUCACAAGAGCUUCACGUUUGAGACGAACCAGAAGGAGGAGAUCGCGGCACUAGUGGCUAGUUAUUCACCCAACCAUUCAAAUUGGAUGAGACAGACCAACGUGUUAAACGGCCUGAACGGGGCUAAUGGCGAACCCAAUCGGCGGCGACUCCUGAAGAUGACAUUAGAGGACAGAAUGAAGUUACAUCACGACGUCGUCAACUGUCGCCGGGUGCUCAUCGACAGCAAUAUCAUGCGUCGGCCGCCCGACGAGAGUCGGGGCCUCUUUCGCAAUACACUGCGGCGUCUCAAUAGAGUCCGUUUGGAUAAACUAAAGCAGGAGUUCGGCUCCGAGUUCGACGAAGCCUUCUUCCGGCACUUCCCGCACACCUUCUGGGCCUACACUAAGUGUCCGACCGAUCACUCCAUUCUCGUCAUCUCCGACGCCGAGUUGGAGGCCAUGGCUGUCAACAACUUCAACGCCAUACUCGCCUAUUCCGGGCUCAACAUACCGGAGACGGAGGAGAGCGCGCUCGACGAGAAGGAGUGGCCGCGACAGACGGAAAGGGAUCAAAUACGGUUAGCCCAGAGCAUACUCGACAAGUGUCUGCGCAAAGACGCCGACAUUUUGCGCAACGAAUUCUUCCUGCAGUUAAUCAAACAGACGACAGACCAUCCCGACCCCAACAGCCGGGUCAACGUCCGGCACUGGCAGCUGCUGGCGCUGGCCUGCAGUAUCACAUAUCCCAGCGAUCGCCGCAUUCUGGCGUACCUUCACUCACACCUACGCCGGUGUGCGUUGGAUGAGGUCACCCAAGAGGGCCAGUACUCGCACUUUACGCUCCGCAACCUUCAGGGCACUCUCGAGACCCGGGGCCGAAAGUUGGCGCCGUCCAGGGCUGAGAUCAUGUCCACCAUUAACUGUCGGCGUAUUUACGCGCGCAUACACUUCUUGGACGGACAGUUCCAGGCCGUGGAGUUCGACGCGUGUGCCGUCAUAUCGGAAGUGAUUGAACAAAUUCAACUGAAAAUCGAUUUGCGCCAAAACGCACCCGGGUAUGCACUCUACCAGAUCCUGGGCCUCAACAACGAACAAGCACUACAGCCCGAGGAGAAGGUGGGCGACGCCAUCGCCUACUGGGAGAAGUGGCACGAAGAGCAGGCAAAGACCGGCACUCUUAGUAAAAAACCGCACGAAAGGCAACACUUCUUCAUAUUCAAAGUAUGUGUCAAAUCGUUGUUUGACUUAAUCUUAUGUUUUAUCAUUACUUUGGGUCUAAUUUGUAUUGAACUACAGAAACACAUCCUUUUGGACGCAUUCGUCGAUAUGUCAGAUCCGGUGGAGAAAGAGCUCCUUUACCACCAAAUGGUGAACAAUAUUCGCUUCGAUAGGUUUCCGAUCACAGAACAGGAGGCCGUCAUGUUAUGCGCCCUCAAAGUGCAGAUAGAUUUGGGUGAUUAUGACAACGGAGUCGUCGAUUACCGGGCGGUCAUCGGUCAAUGUCUUCCGCCACGUCUUCUCAACAGAAUAGUUCCCGAAGCAGUGGUUACUCAGCACCAGACCCUCCAUAGUAUGCAAGCGGAUGAGGCCAAGCAGUCGUUCUUCAAUCUGAUCCAGUCGUGGCCACUACACAGGGCCACCAUCUAUGAAGUUAUGCAAACCUACACGUCUUCGUGGCCUAAGAACCUGUGGCUGGCUAUCGAUCAGAUGGGACUCCAUUUGCUUGAACUUAAAACACGAAAUGUGUUGUCUUCAUGUGAUUACCGAAAUAUCGUCGAUUAUAACCCAACCAUCAAUAGCUUAAUGAUAGUGGCGUUGGCCAGCACUGGCACUAAGACUAUGAAAUACAUAUUCCUAACGCAUCAGGCGCUACAAAUCGCGCAACUGAUCCGCGACUACACAUCGGUGUUGGCCAACGAGCGGGGAAUUGGUCGCCGAAAGUCAGUUGAAUUUGAUUUAGCGCUUCGACCGCAACAGAUGGCAACGCAUCACAUGAUCCCUCCCGUACCGCAACCCCGGAAGACCGCUCAACCACCUCGUCCGGGACAACCCGUCACCGAAUCUCUGUACCAAAAUCAGACGCGACAGCAACAGCACCAGCAGAUCCAACACCACUUAUACCAACAACAACAGCAACAAAACAUGAGGAGAUCGCGACCGUUGAGUAUACUCUAUAAGCCUCCGCCACAGAUCAUAAUGACUGAAGCGGAACACGUCUAACGAUUAGUGUCUGUACUAUAAUUGAAUUCUUAACGCAAAAGCUUUUUAUCCAUAUAUUCAAUCCAAAUCUAAAUGAAUAUUAAACUAAUUGAUGUAUUAUUGGUAUAAUAGAGAGCAUAAGUGAGGCAAG
This is a messenger RNA of Oppiella nova, 6055 nucleotides long. The record is from the annotation of a GenBank genome assembly. NCBI's taxonomy places the organism in Eukaryota, Metazoa, Arthropoda, Arachnida, Sarcoptiformes, Oppiidae.